AUGGCUGUCCCUGUCCUUACACAGUAUGACUGGAUCAUCGCCGUAAUCACCCUCGCCUUCUGCGGCAGCUCCAUCGGUAACGGAGCAAACGAUGUCGCCAACUCAUAUGCCACCUCCGUGGCAGCUAGGACCUUGACCAUGCCCCAGGUUGGCUUCCUUUCCAUGUGUACAGAGUUUUUCGGUGCCGUCGUCCUCGGCUCCAAGGUCACUGGCACAAUCAAAAACAACAUUAUCGAGCUCGACCGGUUCCGCACGACACCUUCCACGCUCAUCCUCGCCAUGGGCUGCGCCGAAUUCGCGAGUGCUUUCUGGCUACUUGCUGCUACAAAAGUCGGAUACCCGGUCUCCACGACGCAGACCAUCGUCGGCGCGCUCGUUGGAGUCGGUAUCGCUGCCCAAGCACAGGUUUCCUGGGCCUGGAGUGACGGCAGUGUUUCCCAAAUCGCCGCAUCCUGGGGCAUUGCUCCUUGUAUCUCGGCUGCGUUUGCCGCCAUCUUGUUUGGCAGUCUCAAGUUCACCGUCCUGGAACGCGAGAACUCUUUCGAGAAGGCUAUGAAGGCGAUUCCUUUCUACCUGGCGUUCACGGCUGCUAUUCUCGCUCUCUUCAUCACGGUCGAGGCCCCCGGUGCUCCGUCGCUUGAGGAACUUGGUGCCGGUACAGUAUGCGGUAUCAUCCUCGGUGUCUUCUUCGGCAUCCUCCUCCUCUCCUACAUUUUUUUCGUGCCUUACGUCCACCGAAGGCUGGUCAAGGAGGAUACUCGCAUUCGUCUCCGUCACAUCUUCCUCGGCCCUCUGUUGUACAUGGAGAACCCGCCAAUCUACCUGCCUGCGAAAGGAAACGAAGUCGUCAUCGACUACUACGCAAGCGCCCACGAUGAUUCAAAUGUCACCAACGAAGGCGAUAUCGAGAAGCAAGCUGUCAAGACCGAGGGUGGCAACGAUAGAGGCGAGAAGGUGAUCGGAAACGACAGCAAUUCUGAUACACCUUCCCCCGUCCCCAUGUCCCUUGAGGAUGUUGAACGUGGCAAGAAAACUCAAGAGAACCCAGCAGUGGUGCAACGAUACAAGCGCAUGCCCGAGCCCGAAGAGCGCUUCCUUGCCCCGACCGCCCACCUCCCUAUUCACAACCCUAGACGCAUCUGGAGCUUCAUCAAGUACUUCUUCCUACAGGGAGUUACCCGUGACUGCGUCACGCAUGCCUCGUCCCAGCUCGCUGCCAUCCACGGCAAGGCCAAGAAGUACGACAACCGCGUCGAACACCUGUGGACCUACGCUCAAGUCGCCAGUGCGAUGAUGAUGUCCAUCGCUCACGGUUCCAACGACGUUGCAAAUGCUGUCGGCCCUUGGGUUGCCGCCUACCAGGUUUACAUGACGGGUGAAGUUAGCGAGAAAGGAGACACUCCGAUCUGGAUCUUGGUCGUCGCCGGCUUCUUGCUCGGUGCCGGUUUCUGGUUCAUGGGUCACCACAUUAUCAAGGCUAUGGGAAACAAGCUCACUCAGCUUUCACCCACAAGAGGAUUCGCCAUGGAACUUGGCGCUGCGAUUACCGUGCUUUUGGCCAGCCGUCUCGGUCUCCCCGUCAGUACCACACAGUGCUUGACUGGGGCUGUUAUCGGUGUGGCUCUGAUGAACUUUGACGUUGGUGCUGUGAACUGGCGUCAAGUCGCUUUCAUCUUCUCGGGCUGGAUCGUCACAUUGCCCUGCGCGGGUCUCAUCGGUGGUUUGCUGAUGGCGAUGUCGCUCAACACCCCUCAGUUUGGCCAGGGGUAA
Messenger RNA from Colletotrichum abscissum, 1770 nucleotides. RefSeq names its product phosphate transporter. Gene Ontology annotation, biological process: phosphate ion transmembrane transport. Gene Ontology annotation, cellular component: membrane. Lineage: Eukaryota; Fungi; Ascomycota; Sordariomycetes; Glomerellales; Glomerellaceae. The record is from RefSeq and is a predicted model, not a curated record. The coding region runs from base 1 to 1770 and encodes 589 amino acids. The transcript is spliced from 2 exons.